Messenger RNA from Bolinopsis microptera, 702 nucleotides. RefSeq names its product protein CDV3 homolog. Gene Ontology annotation, cellular component: cytoplasm. The transcript has 6 exons. NCBI's taxonomy places the organism in Eukaryota, Metazoa, Ctenophora, Tentaculata, Lobata, Bolinopsidae. Bases 1 to 702 code for a protein of 233 amino acids. The record is from RefSeq and is a predicted model, not a curated record.
AUGGCUGAAAACGACCUCGGCGACUUUUUUGCCAAGAAAGACAAGAGGAAGAAGAAGAAGAAGCAGCAAGGAACUAAAGUGACCAGUGCGACUUUGAUAGAACAAUUGAUAUCCGACACUGGCAAAACUGAGGAACAACCUCAACAACAGUUCACUGAGAAAGCUCACAUAGCUAGACCAGAUGAUAACGAAUGGGUGGAAAUAAAUGACGACCAUUUAGCUGAGGGGCUCUCAGACCUGAAAAUAAAAUCUCUUGAUGCCAAGGAAGAGGAAGAAGAAGCGAUAAGACAAGAGCAAGAAGCUCAAGACUAUGAAUCUGAAGAUGAGAAUGGAGAGAAAGACAAGGGUCCUUGGGCCCCGUUGUCCUCAUCGCCCCCUAAAACAUUUUCUUCAAUAAAUAAGCCUAAAGCUAAUGUUCCCUCCAUACCUUCUUCACUUGUGUCAGCGGGCGGGAAAUACAUUCCUCCCGGUCAGCGGGCUGGUGGACCGGCAGUAUCGAAUAGCAGAUCGCGCGGAAGAGAGCAGAUCAAUGUUAAUAGCGUGGAUCAGUUCCCGGGUCUUCAUGCGCAGUCGAACAACCAACCCAAAGAAAAGCAUGACCCAACAUUUGACAUGGCUAAGGGCGGCGGCAAAAGAAUACAGAAACAGGCUAGACCGGAGCAAAUGCAACUGAACAACAAGUUCCAAGUUUUAGAAUCAUAA